This is a messenger RNA of Eublepharis macularius, 4513 nucleotides long. RefSeq names its product UFM1 specific ligase 1 (gene UFL1). Lineage: Eukaryota; Metazoa; Chordata; Lepidosauria; Squamata; Eublepharidae. The record is from RefSeq and is a predicted model, not a curated record. Gene Ontology annotation, biological process: regulation of proteasomal ubiquitin-dependent protein catabolic process; protein K69-linked ufmylation; response to endoplasmic reticulum stress. Gene Ontology annotation, molecular function: UFM1 ligase activity. Gene Ontology annotation, cellular component: endoplasmic reticulum membrane. Bases 74 to 2464 code for a protein of 796 amino acids. The transcript is spliced from 19 exons.
UACAAGAAGGCUUUUUCUGACUACUCUUCUUGCUCCAUUUCCCGACGUUCCUACUUUUCCCGAGGCGACGGCCAUGACGGCUACGUGGGAAGAGAUUCUGAAACUGUCUCAACAAUUCCAAUCCGCCCAGUUUACCCAGGUGUCGCAGAGAUUAUCAGAACGUAAUUGCAUAGAAAUCGUUGCUAAGUUGAUUGCUGAAAAACAGCUGGAUGUUGUGCAUACUCUUGAUGGGAAAGAGUAUAUCACUCCUGCACAAAUUAGUAGAGAGAUACGUGAUGAACUUCAUGUCCGUGGUGGGCGUGUAAACAUUGUUGAUUUGCAACAGGUGAUAAAUGUAGAUCUGCUGCAUAUUGAAAGUCGAGCUAAUGACAUUGUUAAAUCGGAUCGAACCAUUCAACUAGUGUUGGGACAGCUUAUAGAUGAGCGUUACCUGGAUCAAAUAGCAGAAGAAACAAAUGACAAAUUGCAAGAAACAGGCCAAGUGAAAAUAUCAGAGUUGUGCAAAACAUAUGACCUUCCAGGAGACUUCUUGAAGCAGGCAUUCUCUGUUCGUCUGGGUAAAAUCAUCCAUGGGCAAAUAGAUCAAGACAACCGAGGAGUGAUUUUUACAGAGGCAUUUGUAACUCGGCAUCGGGCACGUAUUCGUGGUCUCUUCAGUGCCAUCACAUGGCCUACAGCAGUAAUUAACCUAAUCACUCGACAUGGAUUCCAGGAACAUUUGCUUUACUCUGUGCUGGAAGACCUUGUUAAUUCUGGACGUCUAAAAGGCACAGUGGUUGGUGGGAGACAAGAUAAGGCUGUGUUUAUCCCUGACAUCUACUCCAAAACUCAAAGCAAAUGGGUGGAUUCUUUUUUCAAGCAAAAUGGUUACUUAGAGUUUGAUGCAUUGUCCAGACUUGGCAUCCCAGACCCAGUGAACUACGUAAAGAAAAGAUACAAGUCCUCUCAGCUUUUGUUUCUGAAAGCAUCUUGUGUUGGUCAGGAAAUUGUGGAUCAAGUUGAGGCCUCGGUGGAUGAAGCCAUCAGUUCUGGAACUUGGGUGGAUAUUGUGCCUCUUCUUCCAAGUUCAUUAUCCGAAGAGGAUGCUAGCAUGCUGCUUCAGCAAGUGAUGAGAUCUUUCAUUAAGCAACCUUCAUCUUUGGUCUUUGGUGAUACUAUUGUGGUCAGUGAGAAGUUUAUCAACAACUGUGCUGAUCUGUUUAACAAUCUGAUGCACCAGAAAGCUGAAAAGGAAAUGAAAAAUAAUAACCCUGUUCACUUAAUCACAGAAGAAGACCUGAAGCAGUUUUCUUUUACAGAAAAUGUAUCCUCAAGUAAAAAAGACAAAAAGGAUGAAAGAAGGAAGAAAGCAACUGAGGGCAGUGGAAGUGUGAGAGGUGGUGGCGGUUGUGGAAAUGCUAGAGAAAUCAAGAUUAAGAAAACCAAGAAAAAGGGAAGAAAGGAUGCUGAUAGUGAUGAGGAAUCACAAGCAAGUAGCACAAAUCGGAGCAGACACUUGGAAAUCCUUUUUAUGUCACAAGAAGAGAUUGAGGAUGUUUUAAGAAAACACAUAAGGGACUGCCCUGAAGAGCUGAUACUAGAACUUGCUAAUCACCUAGUAAGGCCUUUGACAAAGAGCUAUCAGGAAGUACUGCGUUCGGUGUUUAUGUCAUCAGCUUCUAAUUCAUCUGGACUGAGCAGGAAAAAGACCAUCAAAGAUUUGCAGGAAGAAGUUUCCAACGUGUAUAAUAAUGUCCGGUUAUUUGAAAAAGGAGCAAAGCAUUUUACAGAUGAAACACAAACGAACAUUGCCAAACACAUGCUGAAGACUGUUUGUACAGACCUCACUAAUCUGAUAUUUAACUUCCUUGCUGCUGAUGUAAUGAUGGCAGCAGAAGACUACACUGAUAUUACCAGUGAGGCGAGAAAGAAGAUAUUAAGUACAUUGCAUGAAGAGACGAGAGGUCCUUUAACAAAGCUCCACAUUUCUCUGAAUGGCAAGAGUCUAGAAGAAUUUGUUUCUGCUCUUGAUGCUGCAACCGAAGCUUGUGGUAUUAUGGUGAAAAGGGGGGAUAAGAAGAAAGAAAGGCAAAUCCUGUUCCAACACAGACAAGCUCUGACUGAACAGCUGAAAGUCACAGAAGAUCCAGCCCUUGUCCUCCAUCUGACAUCAGUCUUGCUGUUCCAGUUCUGUACUCAUUGCAUGCUUCACGCACCAGGAAGAUGUGUACCGCAGAUCAUUAUUUUCUUAAAUACAAAGAUCCCAGAGGAUCAGCAUUCUUCUCUUGUCAGAUACCAGGGAUUAGUAGUGAAGCAGCUGAUAAGCCAAAAUAAGAAGAUUGGGCAAGGGGAUGAUGAUUCAGUGGAUAAUAACCUGGAGGUGGAAGAGAACGUAGAAGCAAUCCGAAAAGAACUCCAGGAACUCACUGCCUCAAUCAAAGAUCUUGUUCUCCGUCCUAGAAAAUCAUCUGUAACAGAGGAAUGAUAGGCUUAAUAAAACAUAUUCAGGCUUUUUAAAGAGUCAGAGUAUUUUUAUGACAAAAAUUAAGAUGUUCACUUUGUUUAUGAUGCUUGAAAUAGCCUUGGCUUUUGAAAACUGCUUUCAGCUGCUGCUGGUGAAUUAGGAGUGUGUUUUAACUUAAGUAUUUCUUAAUACUGCUUGUUGAAUACAUUGCAAAAUAACAGCAGCAACACUUGUUUUCUACAUUUUCAAAAUAAUCUUAAAAUAGGAAGACCGAAGAAAUAUUUGUUUAAUUUUCUUUUAGUUAAGUGUUCUCAGUUAUUUAGAGGAGUUACAGCGUUAAUCUGAAGGGACAGACACGGUUACCAACGUAAAAAACCUUCUGUUGAAUCAACUUGGCUUGCAUAUUGUUACUUUAAGCUUUCAUAUUUCACGGAACUAUUUGAAACUUGACUACGCUUUUCUAUACCAAAGGAGUUUGCUAGAAUCAUAGUCGUCAUAAUAAAGUGCCAUCAAAUUGCAACUGACAGUGACCCAUCAUGGGGUUUUCAAGGCAAGAGAUGAGUAGAAUGGGUUUGCCUUUGCCACCUUCUAUGUAACAACCAUGGUGUUCCUUGGUGGCUUCUCAGCCAAGUACUGACCUAUGGCUGACUCUGCUUAGCUCUGAUGUGCUCAGGCUAGUCUGGGCUAUUCUGGUGGCUAUGUUUGCUCUGGUAAAUUAUAUUUAUUUUAUAUCUCCUUAAGAAUGCUCCUAUAUCUGCAGGAUUGUGAGCUGCCCUUAUGUGGAAUGUGUGAAAUGAGUUUAUUUUUUAUUGUCAGCAUCUAGGAUACUUGAUGUUUCCCCUCACCUUACCUAUAUAAUGGAAUCUAACUGCAGGUUUUUGUCAAGAAUUAUUUGUUAGUGGUCUGUAUGAAGGUUUAAUCGUAUUUGGAAAGAUCAAUUUAUGUCAAAAGCAAAUUUCACAUCAUUGAGAGAAAAAGUGACCAAAAUUAGGAUAGCAUCUUAGUCCAUAUAAUUGUUUUUGCAAAGAUUUCAUUUAUCAUCUUGAAUUUUUAAGAAGUUAAUUUUAAAUUUUUAAAGAUUAUUUUCAUGACUUGCAUAUGUCUGUAAUCUUAGUGCAAGAAAAAAGAUGUUUGACAAGCAGUUAAAAGUAGUUAUUUAUGAGACUCCUUGAAGGACAAGUGUGAUUUGUUGUCAUAGGCCUAUUAAGGGGACAUUUUUAAAAAGCUCAUAGCUGCUAAUUCUCAUACAUUGUUUAUUAUUUUUCUCUUGUGUUCUUUAGAGCUUCAUCAUAGUAACCAUAUCAAUGGUACCAAGUUUAAUAUUUCUGGAAGAAAAGUGUGUUAUAAGCUCUUUUAAAAAUAUUUGCUUUAUAGAGGAAAAUUGUCAAGUUAGAUGUUUGUAUUUUUCCAAAUCAAGCUCCUUUCUAUAGCUGUCACUGUUGUUUCAGUAAUUACAUGUAUUCCUUUUACAGAUGUAAAUUAAAUCUAGGUUGAAUUAUAGGCAUUUGGAUUGAAGAUAGGCAUUGCUGUUUGACACUUUCUACUAUUCUUUUUAAGCUUCUUUGCUAUAAUGAACUAGGCUUUGUAUUUUCUUCUGUAUUUAUGGUGUUGCUUACUGAUACUGGUUUUGAGGUAGAUGGUGAAAUGACAGUAUGCCAUAGUUACUGAUUCUGAAGAUGAAGAAGAACUGAACUUGAAACCAUGAUAGGAAUAGGUGCCACAGCAUGUCUAUCUUUUGGCUUCCCCCUUUCUUCUCAUUACCUCCUACACACAUCACAUCCCUCUCCAUGCUGCCCUUCCUCUUUAUUGCACUCUUCACAUUUCUCACUCUGCAUUCCUAGAUUUUUCCUCUACAUAAUCUUAUUUUGGUUUUCCAUCAGCUUGCUGAAGCCCUACCCUGCACUCACAAUCCUAGUGCCCUAGCUUUCCUUGAAACUGUUUCUCUCUUACCACUUUCCUGUUUUUUCUUUUUUUCCUGCCAAAGCAAAGACUUUGCACUGUGUUUUUAAAAAUUAUUGAAAACUUCAAUUUAGCACUGAAAAUACGGUCCCAAUAAACUUUUAAAAGUUA